UGAAGUGUCUUUCUUCCUUUCUGGCAUUUUCAAUGAUAGCUUCAUGGAUUGCUUUUACUGGAAAAAUACUCAAUUGGGUUUGGUCAUUCUGUUAGUUAUAUAAUCAUCUAACACCAUCUUUUUCAUUGUCUUUAACUCUGUUUCUUAUUUUUCUCUUGACAAUCUAAGCUGUUUUGGGCAGGCCCUUUGUAGUUUCAACAUUUGUGGUACUCUUUCAUAUGUGUGUGUGUGUUCUUUCUCUGUAUCCAGGAAUGGUAAGAUAGGAGGAUGAGAAUGUUCUGCGUGUCUGAGGCAGAAAACUAGAGCUUGGAAGAGAAAGAGUAACUCUGAAUUUAUAAUGCCAGUUCCGCUUGCCCCAUAUCCGACACCUCCAGCACCAUAUACACCACCUGCUGUAAAUGGUGCACAGAGCCAGCUUGUGUGCUCUGGAUGUCGAAACCUUUUAAUGUAUCCAGUUGGGGCAACUUCUGUAUGCUGUGCUGUUUGUAAUGCAGUCACAGCUGUGCCACCUCCUGGCACGGAAAUGGCCCAGUUGGUUUGUGGUGGCUGCCACACUUUACUUAUGUACAUCCGUGGAGCAACAAGUGUACAAUGUUCUUGUUGUCACACUGUCAAUCUAGCCCUGGAAGCAAACCAGGUGGCACACGUCAGUUGUGGCAAUUGCAGGAUGCUAUUGAUGUACCAAUAUGGAGCACGAUCCGUGAAAUGUGCAGUCUGUAAUUUUGUGACAUCAGUUGGGGCCUUGGCAAGCACUACUGAACAGAAGUUCAACAGUUAAAAACUUUGAUACAACAAAGUGGUUUUGGAUAUAUUGUUAUAUAUAUUCCCCAUCAUCAUCAGUGCAUCUUUCAGCAAGCAGAGCAGAGGAUAUUUAUUAUUCCGAUCCUUUUGUAUAGAGUUAUUUUUCCCUUGCGUGACGUCUUUCAUGAAUAAGUAUUUGGCAGGCUGUAAUAUGUAUGAAAACCAUUCUAUGAGAAGACUUUUGGAGUGCUUUUGGAAAUUUCAUGUUUAGAUAAGAUGAACUUCGUUUUCUUUCA
This is a messenger RNA of Corylus avellana, 1037 nucleotides long. It is a transcript of the gene LOL1, whose product is annotated as lsd one like 1. Lineage: Eukaryota; Viridiplantae; Streptophyta; Magnoliopsida; Fagales; Betulaceae. The record is from RefSeq and is a predicted model, not a curated record.